AAAUUCACGAAGACAAAACCUCGAAACCUCGAACCGGAGCUACCCAAGUUGCUACCAUCGGACGUUAGUUUCUUCAUUACAUUCCAACUAGGAAACUGAGACCAUCAGACUCCAAAAUCGAGCAAAAUGAUGAGGCUGCAGACAUAUGCUGGUCUUAGUUUGAUUGCAACUCUGGCUGUUACAUAUCAUGCAUUUAGCAGUAGAGGCCAGUUUUAUCCAGCAAUGGUUUAUUUGGCAACUUCCAAGAUCAGUUUGGUGCUUCUUCUCAACAUGGGUCUAGUCAUCAUGUGUGUUCUCUGGCAGUUAACCAAAAAGGUUUUCCUUGGUUCCCUUCGUGAGGCUGAGGUCGAGAGGCUUAAUGAGCAGUCAUGGAGAGAGGUUAUGGAAAUCCUCUUUGCCAUUACUAUCUUUAGGCAGGACUUCUCUGUUACAUUCCUUGUCAUGGUCACGGCACUCUUGUUAAUUAAGGCUUUGCAUUGGUUGGCUCAGAAGAGAGUCGAGUACAUAGAGACUACUCCUUCUGUGCCCAUGUUGUCUCACAUUCGAAUUGUAUCUUUUAUGGGUUUCCUUCUUCUUCUAGAUGGCCUCUUUUUGUAUAGUUCUGCAAAGCAUUUGAUACUAUCACGGCAGGCUUCGGUUUCACUCUUCUUUUCCUUUGAGUACAUGAUACUGGCAACAACAACUGUGUCAAUUUUUGUAAAAUAUAUUUUCUAUGUCAGUGACAUGCUUAUGGAGGGACAAUGGGAAAGGAAACCAGUCUUCACGUUUUACCUGGAACUUGUUAGGGACUUGCUUCACUUGUCUAUGUAUCUGUGCUUCUUUCUUGUAAUUUUCAUAAACUAUGGCGUUCCUUUACACUUAAUAAGGGAGCUGUACGAGACAUUUAGGAACUUCAAAGUUCGUGUUGCGGAUUACAUACGUUAUCGUAAGAUUACUUCAAAUAUGAAUGAUCGGUUUCCAGAUGCAACCCCUGAAGAGCUUAAUGCAAGUGAUGCAACCUGCAUUAUCUGUCGUGAAGAGAUGACCACUGCCAAGAAACUUAUAUGCGGGCAUCUCUUUCAUGUUCAUUGCCUCCGAUCAUGGUUGGAGCGGCAGCAUACUUGCCCUACCUGCAGAGCACUGGUUGCACCGCCAGAAAAUGGAACAACUGUUACUGGAGGGCAGCAAGGAUCACAGUCAGAUGCUCAUCGACAUGGGACAGGCAGUGGAAGCACUGCUCAAGCUGAGGUUGGGACUGGGGUGGCGGCUGAUAAUUUGAGUCGGCAUCAAGCAAGACUCCAAGCUGCUGCUGCAGCAGCUUCAAUAUAUGAGAAGUCUUAUGUUUACCCCUCCACAACUUCUUUAGUAUGCUCCCCUGGAUACACUCCUCAUCCCCCGGUUGAAAGAUCUUUGGCUGGAUCGUCAAGUACUGAGCUUAAUGGAGACCAAACUUCCAAUGAGCAAGCACAAAAGCAAUUUGUUAUCCCUGGUGGACCAAUGAAUGUAUCCUUUCCUCCAAUGGGAAACUUCUAUUUUCUGCCUUCUCAAACAAAUGCACCCCAUAUGAAUUAUGGAGAGGGGUCUGGAAAUGAUCCAAAUAUGCCAAACUCUCAGCUGGAAACUCAAAGAAAACUCCAGAUUGAGUUUCUGCAAAAUCAACUCCAACUGCUGCAAAAUCAGCUUCAGCUUCUUCAGAAGACAAAUGUUGACAAAAGUGUAGAUGAGGGCACAUCAUCAUCGUCAUCAGACAGCAGAGGCAAGCACAUCGCUGCCUCUUCAUCUGUAUCCAAUCAUGGCAGUCAUGAGGAGAUUCAAGACAGCAAACCAUGAUUUCUUUGCUUAUAUCUGUGGCUAUACCAUGAGGAUACAGCAGAAUGUAGAUAUAGGAAAAGUGAAAAUGCAGAAAUCACAGCAUUGCUUUUUUUGCUUCCAUGUGACAUCAAUUUGAAUGCUGUAUUCUGCUCGUUGAUGUUAUUUAUCUUGGGAAUGCAUAGUGCCUUUGAUAAUUUAUUUUUGCUUUAUCGAAUAUCUCUUGAUCCUUUGCAUGUCUUAAC
This is a messenger RNA of Gastrolobium bilobum, 2033 nucleotides long. Its product is annotated as ERAD-associated E3 ubiquitin-protein ligase HRD1B-like. The record is from RefSeq and is a predicted model, not a curated record. The coding region runs from base 127 to 1809 and encodes 560 amino acids. The transcript has 8 exons. NCBI's taxonomy places the organism in Eukaryota, Viridiplantae, Streptophyta, Magnoliopsida, Fabales, Fabaceae.